Molecule: messenger RNA, 5078 nt
Organism: Eleginops maclovinus (Patagonian blennie)
Lineage: Eukaryota; Metazoa; Chordata; Actinopteri; Perciformes; Eleginopidae
Gene: rbfox2
Product: RNA binding fox-1 homolog 2
Exons: 13
Coding region: 844-2208 (454 amino acids)
Biological process (GO): nervous system development; regulation of alternative mRNA splicing, via spliceosome
Cellular component (GO): cytoplasm; nucleus
Molecular function (GO): mRNA binding
Source: RefSeq, a predicted model, not a curated record
CACACACGCUACAAGAUCACACCGGGAAAACGAGAGAGGAAAGAAAAUUAUAGGCGAGAGAGAGGAGGAAGGAAACACCGCAGCACCUCCGUCCGUUUGGUUGCUGUUUUUUGGGGGGUUGAAAUCGUAUCUUCUUUUCACGCAGACUUGCGGACUAACAUGGGGGGAAGAGAGCGCUCCUGACGCGGAUUGACUUUCAGAGAACCUUUGCUCUUUGGUGCAAGUCUGUGGCUAAUAGGCAGGGAGGACAUGUUGAGGUUUUUUUCGUCUUGAGGUUGCCGUAGGAUGUUGAUGUGCUCUUAAAAAACAGACGGCUCCUCGUAGAGAAACAAGACGAGGCCAAAUGGAAAUUGGGCGGUAGGUUAUGCUCACGAGCCAUUGUUUUAAUCCGUGUUUAUUUAAUUGGCGUGUUGUGAUCUGAAAUAACGUAGGCCUCUUAGGCAGCCCUGCAGUAAAUAAAUACACGGUCAGCAAACGUGAUACAAAGCUGAAAAUUAACCCGACAAACCUGGUGGUAUUUUAGGGGGACAUGUUUGGAUUGAGACACUCUGUUUUGCAGUAAGGUUAAAACAGCGUUUAAGAGCGUUCUGGUUUUUUUUAAACAAACGCGGUGGAUGAAUUACAUUCUUAAACCAGAGAGCCAAAACAUUUAAACUCUUCAGGGGGGUCAUACAAACGCCCAGUACAGAAUACAGUAGAGGCUAAUUUGCAUCAUUAUUGGACUAUUUUAUCUGCAGUGGAACACCUUCCACAAACUGACUUUUAGCACAAAGGUGCACACGAUUAGGCAGUCUAUUUCACCCCCAGUUUAGCAAAAGACAGGGGACAAACGAAGAUUUUUAAAUGUUAAUGUCUACCGACGUUGCAUCCAUCAUGCUGCCUGUGUCCCGGGGUCUCAUGGACCGGGAUAGAGAGCUGGACUCCAUGGCCGGGGUGCACCCCAACGCCGGCGGCCCUCCUGCGGUUGUCCGGGGCAUGAAGCGCGGAGACCCGGAGCCCGACGGACAGACAGCGGCUGCUCUUGUGGACUCGACCGGGGCGGAGUGCAAGCGUCCCCGGAUCGACGGCUCGGGAGGUAUUGGCGAGGUUGGCCAGAACAACGACCCUUUGACCCUUGGUUACCAUGGCUACCCAUCUCAUAGUCAGGGCUCUCAGGAUAGUGCUGGCGGACAGGAGGGGCUCAUACCUCCGCCUUUCUCUGCCUUCCCUCCACCUCCACCACCGCCCCCCCAGAACGGCCUGGCCCUGGAUUACGGGGGAAGCCUGUAUGCAGCGGGGGCCGUCCAGGGCCCCGUGGAAGCCGGCGGAGCUGUGAACAGUGCUGCCAAUGCUGCCAGCCUCAGUGUCCAACAGUCAGAUGGGUCUUCCCAGAUUGACGGUCAGUCAGUUGUUGGCUCAGGAGGAGGUGGAGGGAGCAUUGGGGAUGAUACAGACGCCAAGGGGACGCCCAAACGCCUCCACGUGUCUAACAUCCCCUUCCGCUUCAGAGACCCUGACCUACGACAGAUGUUUGGGCAAUACGGCAAAAUCCUUGAUGUCGAGAUCAUUUUCAAUGAAAGAGGAUCCAAGGGCUUUGGUUUUGUAACAUUCGAGACGAGUGCAGAUGCAGAGAGGGCCAGGGAGAAACUUCACGGUACGCUGGUGGAAGGACGUAAAAUCGAGGUGAAUAAUGCCACAGCCAGAGUGAUGACAAACAAGAAGAUGACGACCCCGUACUCUAAUGGAGAGGGCCUCGCUACACUGCCAUACGCUGGGUGGAAGUUGAGUCCCAUGGUUGGAGCCAUGUACAGCCCUGAACUCUAUACAGUACCAGGGUUUCCAUACCCAGCGGCAGCCACAGCAGCUGCCUCUGCCGCUGCAAGCUUUCGAGGCGCUCAUCUGCGCGGCCGUGCCCGGCCCGUCUACAGUGCAGUCAGGGCGGCUGUGCCACAACCCGCCAUCCCCACCUACCCUGGUGUGAUGGCCUAUCAGGAUGGCUUUUACGGUGCAGCUGAUCUCUAUGGUGGUUAUGCAGCAUAUCGUUAUGCCCAGCCGACUGCGGUAGCAACUCCCGCAGCAGCGGCAGCUGCAGCAGCAGCUUACAGUGACAGCUACGGACGAGUUUACACAGCAGACCCCUACCAUGCUGCGCUCGCCCCAGCAGCCUAUGGCGUUGGAGCAAUGGCCACACUGUACAGGGGAGGAUACAGUAGAUUUGCCCCUUACUAAAGACACUACACUUUCCAGGAGCUCCUCUCUUCCAUUGAUUUUCUCUGAAAGAGCUCCCUCUGUUGUCGUGGAGGUGGACUGCACCCAGUUUUAAAGUGUGGCGUCGACCACAACAAGAUAUUUCAGAUCCCACCCCAGAGCAGUCCCAAGUUUUCUUAUAUACGCUACUACAGAAAUAGAGGAAUGCUGUAUUAAAGACUGAUCGAUGGCCUUUAUAUUAAAACAAAAAAAGAAGAAAAAAAAGGCAAUAAAUGGCCACCUUCCCUAUUGCACGGCUGUAUUAUAGUCUCCCCUUCUUAAUCCCUCGGCACUCAGCAGCACAAGACUUGUGAUGGAGCCCAGAUGUUCUUCCAAAGGCUGAAGGUGGAUAACUAAACAGCUGACAACCAAGUAUGAAAAAGAGCUGAGUGAUGUGUGGCCUGCACUCAACAUUUAAGGAGAAAGAGAGGGGAUCAAAGUGUCCAUGAAACUUCAGAGCGUUAGAAAGCAGGAAGGUGCCUCGAAAGAGCACCGAAAGAAAAACAUUUUGAAGCAGAAUGAAGAGUCACUAAAAUGAUAAAAACACCCACUGAUGGAUUUUUAUAAUUCCUGCUUAAGGUGGGCGGAUAGUAGUGAGAGGAUUUCCAUUCUCGCUGUGUUCUGGUGGAGGAGACUGAACAUGGCGGCUUGGAGGAAGGAUGAUGGUUUAUAACGCUACAGAAAUCACGUCCGAAGGCUGAAGGGAGGGAGGGUUAUUAGAGCUGUUCCUUACCUCAAGUUUUCUUAGUAUGUGGAAAUGGUGAACCUUUAAACUUAAAAUUGUUAUGAUAUGCAAAGAAAUUAGUUUAGAGAAAAAAGUUACCAAAUUAUUAUUAUUAUUAUUAUUAUUAUUGUAAUUAUUCUCAUUUUUAUUCUUAUAAAACCAUUAUUUUGUUUGACUCGGCAGACACUGCUGAUGUAGAACAUGUAGAUCCAACAGUGAACCUUGGGGUUAAAACUGAAAAUGAACAUCAAUAUUACAAAUAUUUCCCCUUUCUGACUAUUUGACACAAAUAUGGUCUUCAUCAUAUUUUUCACCCACAGGAUUUCACUACACUCUGUGUGCAGCCACCACUCAAACACUACAAAACUUGCAACACUAAAACAUCGUCGUACUUAAUUGAUUUUAAACCUUAGAUCCAAACAAAACCAUCCAACCACAACCCUGAGGUUCAUGUAUUUUGUUGAUCCUUUAAUGUAGAGAUUUAUUAUUUGGAUUUUCCCCUCAUGCUCCAUCUUUUAUAGAGCAAAGUCCAACAUUGAAUGAGUCUUCCUGAAACAUACUUUAGUAGGUAAGUGUUUUCGAGAUGCUGCCAGCAGCGAUUACUGAGCAAGAGAGAGAUUGUGGCGAUGAGUUCAUAGAAAAUAUUUAAAUGCAAAACACCUUACUAUUGUGGAUAUUUCUAUACCGUUGUAUUCUAUAUUUCCAGAUUGUGGCUUUUUUUUGGCUUUUGUUUUUGUUCCAAAGAUUUGUAGAAAGCACAUUUUUCUGCCGUAUGUAUAAAUAUAUUAUCUUUAUCUGUUAUUGUUAUUAUCAUAAUCCUAUGGCUGUCUUUAUUUACUUAUUUUCCAUAUUCUGUUUGUCUUUUUUUUAUAUAUCUGUAAAUGUUGUUCCUUCUCCAAGGUUCAAUUUCAAGUUUUAUUUUUUCUUCUUUGGAGUAAACAUCUUGAGCCGGGAGCGCUUGAGGAAGUGAUAACCUAAAGUGUGCAUGUGACACUAUCAAACUAUUGUCCUCUCGUUAAAUAUUGAGUCAAUCUACACACUUUUUGUUUUGUUUGGGUUGAAUAUAGAAUCUGUUAGCAUGACAUUGAUUAUAUAUCGAAAACAUUUUUAGCAGGAGACCGAGACAUUUGGAAUGAAUUGCCAGCAAACCAGCUGUGCUCCUUUUCUGUUUGAGUUUUACAUUUAUUUAAUAGUUUUGUUGUUUUGAAGCAGACUCCUUACAUUUCAGUGGUUUAAUCUGUCAGCCUGACCUGUAUGGUCGCUGCAGAUUUUAUUUUUUUUAAAGAUAACUGGUAAACAAUGUGUUAACCUCUUUCAUUAGUAGUUAAUAUUCCAACAUGGUGAAAAACUAAAUGUCAUUGUGGGAUAUGAUCUAAGUGGUGUGUAAAAUGGGGCCGAUGUCUUUUUUUUUCUUUUUUUUUACCUAUUAACUUCAAAGCUAAGUUGUUUUUCAUUUCUCACAUUUGGAAAAACAGGUCAAUAUGAUGUUUUUUUUCUAUAAAGUGUGCUGCUGUUGGAUUUCAUCAUGACAUUUAAAAUUUCUGUUGUAAUAUUUCAAAAUUAUUACGAAUGUGCUCUGGGUAAAAAAAAAGUUUAAAAAAAAGAAACCUAGCCAAAGAUGCUAACCCACAGUCCCCAACACGUUCUCAACUCAAGACGUGCUACACAAAAUACACAGACGGACUUACUGAAGCCCUGACGGCAUGGACAAACCAGCAUGAGCGAUACUUGUCAAGUUUAAAAAAGUUUUGCAUGAAUCUUGUGUCUUUAAUAUUUGACUCCUGAGCAGCCGAACCCAGUUGCGUUCUUCUUUACCACUAAACUCUCCGGAGAAUGACAGGCAGCUAGCCAUUUCGAAGCUAGCUAACACAAAGAGCACAGUGCGGUUUGGCAAAAAGGCCUGCUGACAAACUAAAUGGCUGCCACAUAAAGUGGCACCUACAUUUUCCUGUCGCGGUUUUCUUGCCUCUGUAUGAUAGUUAACUGUGGCCAUACUUCAUAGUUGCUAUGGUUUCUCAAUGAACAGUCCUCUCCUCCUGUCCUGUCUAUAUCCCCCUUGACUGCCAUUAUGUUUUUUUGUUAUUGAAUGUCCAUAUAAAAUGUUUUAUAUAAAAAUGUUUUGUUGUGA